Messenger RNA from Eruca vesicaria subsp. sativa (arugula), 310 nucleotides. The record is from the annotation of a GenBank genome assembly. Lineage: Eukaryota; Viridiplantae; Streptophyta; Magnoliopsida; Brassicales; Brassicaceae.
AAGAAAUACAGAGAUAAAGCAGUGCCAAACACAGAUUUAAUGGAACAUAUUUUUAGUGGGGUUCAUGUAAGUGGAGCAGAAGGAUGGAGUGCUCAGCAAGGUGAAAACGAGUUAGACAAUACAGAGGUAGAGAAUGACGAUGCUGCAUCUGAAGCUAGGCCAACCAAUCCUCCAGCAAUGCAAACCAACGACGAUGUUCCCUCAUCCUCUAAUGGUCCACGAGACUCCAAUGCUCCACGAGCCUCUUCUGUCCCAAAGCCUUCUCGGAAAAGGCGGUCAAGGCGGUUCUCCUUUCUUGUGGGAUGUUUGA